AUGCCGGGCCAAUGUUACGAUCAAGAUGUUCAGAAAACAAUGUCCAACCUCUUCAUAUCUGUGGUCGCCUCUGUGUACUUCGUACAGGCGACCACCGUCAAAUACCUAGAAGCCAUGUGCUCCCAGCCGAGCCCCCGGGAUGCCCCUCCAGGUGACCUGGUCGCCAUCCUGCACCGUAUCCGCGAUGACAACCAAAACCAAAAAGUUAACAACACGUGCUGGUGCCGCUUAUUGCUCAGCAAAACGUGUCGAGGUGAGAUCCUGGGAGAGCUAAGAUGCGAGGGACCAAGUAAUUCGAAAAAGUUCCUGGGCCAGAAGUUCAACGUCACGAUCUGGACGUAUGCAAACGAGCACGCCCAAUCCGUGCCUGCUCGAAGAUCUCACAACCCUGUCUUUGUACGCUUUGCGGUAAUUGUCGGAGCAUCUCCCGUGGUUGUCUGCGCCAGUUCUCGUGAUAGCCUCGACGGCCUUGGGUGCGGAGACUUUGACCUCACGGCCAACGAUCGAGGCAUUGUCGGCAGAGAAGUAGAUGUUGCAAAUGAGCAAGGCCAGGUCCUCGGAAGAGGUAUAAUCGGUUGGAAUUAG
This is a messenger RNA of Cladophialophora bantiana CBS 173.52, 585 nucleotides long. RefSeq lists its product as uncharacterized. Bases 1 to 585 code for a protein of 194 amino acids. Lineage: Eukaryota; Fungi; Ascomycota; Eurotiomycetes; Chaetothyriales; Herpotrichiellaceae. The transcript has 3 exons. The record is from RefSeq and is a predicted model, not a curated record.